Molecule: messenger RNA, 3788 nt
Organism: Blastomyces gilchristii SLH14081
Lineage: Eukaryota; Fungi; Ascomycota; Eurotiomycetes; Onygenales; Ajellomycetaceae
Product: Cullin 3
Exons: 4
Coding region: 402-2891 (829 amino acids)
Biological process (GO): protein ubiquitination; ubiquitin-dependent protein catabolic process
Cellular component (GO): Cul3-RING ubiquitin ligase complex
Molecular function (GO): ubiquitin protein ligase binding
Source: RefSeq, a predicted model, not a curated record
UUUGGAAUGACAUAAUUGGAUUCACGUGGUUCUCGGAUAAAUAAUAUUCCUGUCAUCUGGACCGGAAAUAUAUUGUUCCGGCGCGCCAGUGAUAUAGUUCGAGGCAGCAACAAAUGUGUUACGCCCAAGCAACAAUUCCACCAGCUCCCCGUUGCCGCUAUAGAGGGAAGAGGGUGAAUUCUAUAUGUUUUUCAAUGCUAUUGGGCUAUGGAGAACCGAUAUUCAACUUGUUUUCAAAUUAAUUGUUGUAGUUGGAGCUGGCUACAUACCCUCCUGGCGUCUUCCGCUCUCCCCCGCCAAGUUCACAGUUGUCUUCAUCCCAGCGGCUCACUCUGUUUCUUCAGCUUCAAGGGUGAUUUUAUUUCUCACUAGGAAUGAUACUUUGCCAUUUUAAGUGAACAAUGGCGAUGAAACCGAAAAAUAAGAUUCGCGUUCCGCGACGGAGCAUGGCCGCGCGAGACGGCUCCGCUGAUUUCGAUACCUCGUGGGCUUUACUGGCUGCCUCGCUUCAAGAAAUCCAUACAAAAAACGCCUCGAACCUAUCAUUCGAAGAAUUGUACCGGAACGCAUACAAACUCGUUCUUAUUAAAAAAGGUCCAGACCUUUACGAUCGCGUAGUUGAACUAGAAAGGAACUGGCUUCAAAAUGAGGUGCUAAGAAAAGUCACCGCAAUUAUUUCCCCAUCACUUGCACUGGAGGGAGACGCGGUGGACACCCUGGAUCAAGCCAACGAGAGAAGGGUAGCUGGCGAACGUUUUUUGUUGAAACUGAAAGAAGUAUGGGAACAUCACCAGCUUUGCAUGGGCAUGAUCACAGAUGUACUUAUGUACAUGGACAAAAUAAUCCUCCAGGAUAAACUCCGACCAUCGAUUUAUACCACUGCGAUGUGCUUAUUCCGCGAUUACGUCUUGAGAUCAGACAUUGGAGAGGAUAGACCAAUAACAGUUGCUGAUGUAUUCGAAGCAACGGUGCUAUUCAUGAUCCGGCUAGAACGAGAAGGCAACAUUAUUGAUCAAGCUUUAAUACGGCAUUGCAUAUACAUGCUUGAAGGCCUCUAUGAAACAGAAAAGGAAGAGGAAUCUGGGAAGCUUUAUUUUACCUCUUUUGAGCCCGCUUUUUUGGAAUCGAGCCGGAUUUUCUACCUCGGAGAAGGCCAGCGUCUCCUUGCUACAGCUGACGCCUCCACUUUCUGUAAGCGGGUAGCUGAAAGGCUACAAGAGGAGGAAGACCGCUGUCGAUAUACAUUAUCUCCUGCGACAGAGGACAAAAUCAAACAGGUUAUCGAUGAAAAUCUGAUUGAAAAACACAUCGGAGAUGUUAUAUCUCUGCCAGAUAGCGGUGUCAAAUACAUGCUAGACAAUGAUCGAUUAGACGAUUUGAAAAAUGUCUACGAGUUAAACUCGAGGAUUGACGGGAAAAAGAGGGCCCUAACAUCCGCUGUACAGGCGCGGAUCAUCGAACUAGGGUCGGAGAUCAAUAAUGCAGCCAUUGAACUUCCUCAAGGCCCUCCACAAAGUCAAAACACGCCAGACCAGGCCCAAAAUGGAGCGAAAGGCAAGGGAACUGAUGACAAGGGCCCAGUCAAUCUGCAGACUGCAGCUGCAAUAAAAUGGGUGAACGAUGUUCUGCGGUUGAAGAACGUGUUUGAUAAAGUUUUGGAGCAGGCUUUCAAGCAGGAUCAAGCAAUGCAGUCCUCCAUAACAACAAGCUUUGCAGAUUUCAUCAAUAUAAACUCUCGAAAUUCGGAGUACCUGUCACUUUUCUUCGAUGAAAAUUUGAAAAAGGGAAUCCGAGGUAAAACAGAGGAGGAAAUAGAUGCACUGCUGGAUAAUGGAAUCACUCUACUGAGGUAUAUCCGCGACAAAGAUUGCUUCGAGAGCUACUAUAAGAAACACCUUUCCCGACGGCUCCUCAUGAAGCGGUCCGCAAGCACAGAAGCAGAACGACAGAUGAUUGAAAAAAUGAAGAUGGAAGUCGGCAAUACCUUUACGCAAAAAUUAGAAGCCAUGUUCAAGGAUAUGGAACUAUCCAGCGGUCUCACGUCCAACUAUGCGAACUACCUGUCACAGCAAGAAGACCAGAAUACAAAACGGAUUGACCUCGAAAUUAGUGUGCUUACAAGCACAAUGUGGCCGAUGGAAAUGGUAACCAGCUCCAAUAAAGACGGCACGCCUUCGAUGCAAUGCAAUUACCCAAAGCACAUCGAACAGCUCAAACAAAGCUUCGAGCACUUUUACUUAGGACAACACAAUGGGCGCAAACUUUCAUGGCAGUCUGGCAUGGGUACUGCCGAUAUUCGGGCUACUUUUUCGAGACCCAAUGGAAAGGUUGUUCGCCACGACUUGAACGUUUCCACAUACGCAAUGGUUAUUCUACUCCUAUUCAAUGAUUUACCUGCGGACGAAUCUCUCACAUUCGAAGAAAUCCAAGCCCGAACGAAUAUCCCAACCAACGAACUCUCGAGAAACCUGCAAUCUCUUGCUGUGGCGCGGAAAACUCAAGUUUUAAUGAAGGAACCUAUGAGUAAAGACGUGAAGCCGACGGAUCGAUUCUCCUUCAAUGAAAAAUUCCAUAGUCCGUAUACCAAAAUUAAAAUAGGUGUCGUCAGCAGUGCAGGCAACAAGGUCGAAAACAAGGAUGAGCGGCAAGAAACCGAAAAGAAAAUGAACGAGGAGCGCGGUGGUAGCAUCGAAGCUGCCAUUGUACGGAUUAUGAAACAAAGAAAAACGCUUUCUCACUCCCAAUUGAUUGCGGAAGUAAUCUCGCAACUCGUCUCCCGGUUCACCCCCGAAGUGAACAUGGUCAAGAAGAGAAUUGAGAGUCUAAUAGACCGCGAAUACAUCGAUCGGAUUCCAGAUUCCGAGCCCCCAGCUUAUGUAUAUCACGCGUAGACAAUACACUCACCCGCACACUCCCAGCGAAAGAUGAGGACUACAACCUUUUCACGUAGUUUGAUGAUGACACUAGAUGACCCCCUCUGCAUUCCCCUCUUUUUCUGAUUUCUGGGAUCCUGAGAAUCUUUUGCCAUAGCCUACCCUACCUACCAAGGACUAGGUAACCAGUUAGUGCUUCAAGCGGGUUUGUCUUCUUCCAUAGGUUCACGAUUUUCCCUUCCAGGCUCAUGUUCUCAGCGACAUAUGCUCAUUUCCAUUUCUUUUCUUCUCCGCCAAACUUUUGGGUUACAUGGGGCUGGUAUCAUAUGGGAAAUUGGAUGGUGCGAGCAAUAUUGAUUUUUGUCUUUUAUAUUUCUUCAUAUUUGUUCCUGAACGUGGUAAUGAACUUACGGCAUGCAUGAGAAAGAAUAUUGAAUAACCUCAGCCUGGACUUCAUAUUCAAUGGAUAUGUGCACUUUCCCUCCGCUUUAACGAUCUCUAGUUUUACUGCUACCAACCCUCUGCCCGCGCUCCUCCCAUCUUCGGUUUUUUAUUUUAUUUAUUUUAUUUUUUUAAUACCUUUUCCGAAUCGGAGUAAGUCCUCUCACUUUUUAUUUCGACGUAAAUGUUAAUCGCCAUGCCCACAUUUCCCAAUCAUUCCACAUACAAUUAAUUCUCCUUCCUUGUCUAUUCGGUUUUACUUUGCGAGCUGUAGACUAGAAAUGUCCUCUUCAACACGAUGGUAAUGAAUUUUUGUGAACGUGUCCAUUAAUCCCCUCAUCUUCUUCCUAUUUCCCAUUCAUAAAAUCAACACCAUCGCCAGGCAAUGCAAAUGAGAAACAAUGGGACAAGUGAGGGCUGUAAGCCGAGUAUAGAAGGUCAACAAAAAUGGGAACCCAUCCAUCCAAGACCAUA